AUGGCCAGCUUUUUUAACUUCAGUGCACCAGUUGACAUUGACGUUCGAUUCAAUGGUGAAGAGAAUAGAAAGAAAGUGGAGGUAAAGAUUGACAAGGACCGCCGGGAUAAAUUCCCUUUAUACUUUGAUGGUGAAACAGUGGCUGGAAGAGUGACUAUUAGACCUCGAGACGGCAAAAGGCUUGAACAUCAAGGCAUUAAAAUCGAAUUUGUUGGAAACAUCGGUAAAGGAUUGACUCAGCUAUUCUAUGAUCGUGGUAACCAUUACGAAUUUACAGCACUUGUUCAAGAAUUGGCUGUACCCGGUGAGAUGCAUCAACCACAGUCUUUUGACUUUGAAUUCAAAAAUGUUGAAAAACCAUAUGAAAGUUACCAUGGAAUAAACGUCAAGCUGAGAUAUUUUGUACGCGUAACUAUUUCAAGGCGUUUAACAGAUAUCGUGAAUGAGAAAGAUAUAUGGGUAUACUCGUAUCGUAUGCCAUCAGAUAGUAAUAGUUCUAUUAAGAUGGAAGUGGGUAUCGAAGACUGCUUACAUAUUGAAUUUGAGUAUAACAAAUCAAGAUACCAUCUUAAAGAUGUCAUUGUGGGAAAGAUUUACUUCCUGCUUGUUCGUAUAAAGAUUAGACAUAUGGAGCUGUCUAUUAUUCGCCGUGAAACAACUGGAGCAGCGCCAAAUCAAUAUAAUGAAAGUGAGACGAUUACCAAAUUUGAGAUUAUGGAUGGUGCGCCAGUACGCGGGGAGACGAUUCCUAUUCGCCUGUUUCUCGGUGGAUUCGAGUUGACACCAACUUUUCGCGAUGUAAACAAAAAAUUCUCCACACGUUAUUAUCUUAAUCUUGUACUCGUUGAUGAGGAGAACCGGAGAUACUUCAAACAACAAGAAAUUACUAUUUAUAGGAGAAGAGUUGAUGAUGGCCUUCCAGCAGAAGAUUAA
This is a messenger RNA of Cetraspora pellucida, 933 nucleotides long. The record is from the annotation of a GenBank genome assembly. Lineage: Eukaryota; Fungi; Glomeromycota; Glomeromycetes; Diversisporales; Gigasporaceae.